Bactrocera tryoni is the source of this 647-nucleotide messenger RNA. RefSeq names its product cuticle protein 8-like. Gene Ontology annotation, cellular component: extracellular matrix. Lineage: Eukaryota; Metazoa; Arthropoda; Insecta; Diptera; Tephritidae. Bases 153 to 647 code for a protein of 164 amino acids. The transcript has 2 exons. The record is from RefSeq and is a predicted model, not a curated record.
UGUUUAGCAUAUACAAAAAUGUUUAUUUGUGUGUACAAAUAAUUAAAAGAGCUUAUGACUAUAAAUAGUUUACAGUACCGUUUAGUUAAUAUCAGUUCAACUCGGCUCCUUACACUAACUUUACAUCGAAACAUAGAUUUCGUAUAAUUAGCAUGUGGCAACUAUUUUCAAGUGUUAUUGUCGCUGUUGCGAUCGAUUUGGUAUGUGCAGGACAUAUUCCACUGGGUCAAGCCACCAGUUACGCUUCUGUGGUGCAACAUGAACAAGUGCCUCACCAUGGUGGCUACACGGGCCCAGUUAAUUAUGUGAUCUUAGGAGAUAAGCAACACGAACCACAUCACUAUCCAAAAUAUGCAUUCGAUUAUGGGGUUAAGGAUUCUCACACUGGCGAUAAUAAGAGACAUUGGGAACAACGUGAUGGCGAUUACGUCAAAGGUGGUUACACACUACUUGAAUCAGACGGCACUACUCGUGUGGUUGAAUACUCCGCUGAUGAUCACAAUGGUUUCAAUGCUAUAGUGAAGAAGAUCGGACACGCGCACAACCCAAAAGUAUAUUAUCAUAAGGAAGCCUACGGCUAUGACAACCACAGACCAUAUUCUCAAGGACAUUCCGGCAGCUAUGUGGAAAUCAAACAAUACCAUUAA